AUGCUCUGCUGCGGCCCUCCGGCUCGGCUCGGCUCGGCUCGGCUCCGGGAAGCUGUGCGAGAGCCCAGCUGGCCCGCCAGCUCGCUUCCCGCCCCAGCCGGCGGCCCGGCCCAAGGGAGGCGCCUCCCGCCUGCCCGCCCGCCCAGGCAGACACGCGGAGGCGCCAGGAGGGCGUUGCGGCGGCGGCUGCCGAUCGCUGCCCGUUCCCCCCUGCAAGCAGUUGUGCCCCUUUCUUUCCUGCCACCCCCAUUGUCAGUCACCUGUUCAGACCCACUACGGCGAGUCUAUCAGAGGCAGGACAAUGAACGCCAUGUCUCAUGCUUAUGGGAUGGGGACAUCCGCCUGGAGUAUUCAAAAGUUCCAGGCCUGGUUCCAGGUACCAAGAAAGAAGAGAAAGAUCUGCAGCCCCCUCCUCAUUGCCGCUGGUACCAAGACUCCCUCUUGGUAAACAGUACAAAUAAUUGGUCUGGUCAACUGAUGGUGGGCACAGGCUUAGUUAGUAGAGGUCCCCCUCCACCUUGGGCCUUCACUAAUAUCAUUGUGCAGUGUAUUUCAUCCUUGUGCUAUGGGACCACAUGUCUUCACCACAAUCUGAGCAUUGAAAUGACUGGGCAGGAUGUCCGUCUUUUCCUGCUUUGGCCGCGCAAGCUUCCCAUCUAUGAAUGGCAGGAAGUGCAGUUGGGUUGGUGCGCGCGCCUUAAGAGCUCUAUUUGGAUCUACCACUUCAGGAGUCAAGGGGGAAGUCCUUCAGACCACCUCAUUCCCAGUAACCAGCACAGUGAACCAGCUGCAUCCACUGUUUAUUCCCAUGCAGAAUUGCACCAAGUUUGUGAAUCGUAUUACAGUUACCACAUGGCUGUGAGGUACCCUGUGCGUGGAUUCUACACUGUUUCACUGCACAUCGAGAAUGGGCCUCCAUUGAGCCGUAGCCUGGAUCUGCAUGUGCAACCCGCCCUGCUUCACGUCUUCAGUGCCUCUUCCAGUCUGCUUAGCAUCCCCCACAUGACCCUCAACCUUUCCUGGACCCUCCGACCUCUCAGCUCCAGAAUAACAGUUUUCAUGUUGACAGAUAAGCAGGGGCUGGGAGACUGGUAUCACUCGUACAAUUAUAAUCCAUUUGCCCUACAAAGUAAUUUCUGCACAGCUUCCAAACCACAACAUUCCAGAGAGAAGGUGGUAUCCAGCAUCUAUUUCUGUACCAACAAAAGGGUAUCUAGAGAACUAAGAGGAAAAAUUGAUUUUUCAGGUGACACCCUGAUUUUCACAGCAAGGGGUACAAAUCCAAUUCAUCUCACUCUCAGUCCACAGAAGAUAAGGACAGGUAUGUACAUUUUUAGCCAUGAACAGGGACUCUUCUAUUCUAUCCAAGAAGGCAAUGCUGUCAGUGCCACUGGCAAGAACUCGAGCUCCCACUACGUCUUUUACCAGCAGGAGAGCUUCUCUUACCUGAUCAUCCUUGAAUUUCUCCAGUUGCAAUGGUACCGAUUCAGCAUGCACAUGUAUUUGAACCGGAGGGGGACUCUAUUCAGGUCUCUGGGAGAAAAAGAUAUAGAGGUUCAUGCUUUCAGUGGUCAUUCGCUUGAUAAAAAUUUGGUCUAUAUUGUGUGGUUUAUUCCUGUACAGCAUCCGCUGCUGCAGUGCCAGUGGGCCUUCACCUUGCAACUUUUUGAUUCAAAGAAUGACCACCUUCUUUGGAGCAAUACUUACUCUUACAAGGAUCAUGUCCAAAAUGCUGCUCGUUUUCUCCCUCACUCUCAUUUACCCUUCAAAACUGCACUCUACACAGGUUUUGUAGCAGAAGUGAAUUGCAGAAGCACUGGACUUGCUCGAGCUGUUUUAAAAGCCACAGUCAACCCUCAUGCAUCAAAGGUCUUGAAGCCAACAGUGCCUUGUCAAAAAAGUUUCUGUCAUGAAGUGACUGCCAAAAUCCAGAAACCUGAUCCUUCUAACCAGAUCAUAAGCUACACAAGACAGUCAGCAAUUACCUUGCAAGCAACAGCAAAGGCAUUGUGUAGGACACGUUCGGCUAUAGAUAUAGUCUGGGAAAUCUCUAGUGUUCAUAAUACAGACCCAUCAGGAGCAACUAGCGGGAUAAGAACAGUUGGAGUCAGAUUUCAUAUGCCUGGAAAAAUCUUAAUGCCUGGCUUGUAUCUUCUUAGAAUGAUCAUGACAGUAUAUCUACCGGCAUAUAGCGUAACCCUCAGAGAGUCGGAUUCAGUUACCAUACGCAUUGUGGAAAGUGAUCUGGUGGCCAUUGUGGCCGGAGGUUCUUUCAGGACAGUCGGUGUUUCUGAUCGUUGGGCUUUGGAUGCGUCGGCUUCCUCCGAUCCUGAUUCAGUCGACCCCCAUGAGGGACUCUUAUUUAACUGGUGGUGCUCCAAGCGAAAAUCAGAUUUUUUACAGUCGAUGCUCAGUACAGAUGGAAAAUGCCAUCCCGAUCAAGAGACUUUGAAAUGGACAGAUUCCCAGGAUCCAGUUCAAAUAGUACAACAAGAAACACUUCUGCCGAAUAAUAUAUAUUAUUUUGUUGUCAGAAUUAGUAAGGAUGAAAAAACCGCAGAGGCUUAUCAAACAGUUCAGGUACUGCCCGAUUCCCUUCCUGUGCUGAAUUUCACCUGUAUUGAAAACUGUAGAAAAAACAUUGUGUCAGCUAAAAGACUAAUUCUGUCUGGGAAAUGUUUAAACUGUAAAGGUAGCCCAGCUGUCUACCAUUGGUCUCUUUUUUCAUCAAGCUCCAAUGAAAUAUUUUUUGACUGGGAUUCCAAAACUUCAACUGGAAGGUCAAGCCCUUACCUAAGCAUCAAUUCUUGGGCAUUCAGCUCUAUGCCACACAAAUUUUAUACCCUUCUCCUCAGAGCAAGCACACAAGGAAGACAAGAAGCUACUUACAAGUAUUCAUUUUCUAUUAAUGCUCCACCUCAGAAAGGAAAAUGUAGCAUUUAUCCAAGGGUAGGCACAGCAUUCCUUACAAAAUUUAUUGUUCAGUGUAGUGGAUUUGAAGAUGAAAACAGACCACUUACAUAUAAAAUCAUAGCACAUUCUGAUGAAAUGAAAAUGAGUAAAGUAUCUUUUAUAGAGAAUAGUCAACUUGGAACAAUAGUAUAUGUAGGUCACCAACAUAAAAUUCUUCCCUCUUUCCUUCCUGUUGGGGUACCAUCUAAAAAUUAUGCCUUGAUAGUGUGUGUUCAGGUGUACGAUGCUCUUGGAGCAUUUUCUCAAGAAAUUUUACAAGCAACUGUGCAUGAGCCAAGAAAAAAUAAGCCAACUGAUGAUCUUCUCAAUGAACUAUACAACUUAAUCACUGGACCCAAUGGCCCCGUGGCGAUCUUAUUUGAAAUGAAAGAUUACUUUAAUAUAGGUUACUAUGUAUAUAUGGUGGCCUCAGUAUUAAACAAUAUUGAGGCGUCACCAGUUAUUAAUGGCUUUAAAACUGAUUUGCGGGCAACUCUCCUUAAUGUGUCUGCAGAGAUUCCAAUGAAUGAGAUUGAGGUAAUAAAGCAAGUGAUCUCAAGUAUCUGUCAAAUAACACAACAAGUCAAAGAAGUAAAUGAGAAAUCACAGCUUUUUGCAGUCCAAAAACUAAAAGAAGCCAGCAAAGCUCUACAAAAGCACAAAGCCAACAAUCUGGGUUCUAAGGAAACAGAAAUCCUUGUCAAUGGUAUAUUUACUGGGCUAUCGAAUCUGUUAACAGCUGCUCUAUUGAAGGAUAGACACAUCAAUGUAAAUUCAGUUAAAGAAACCAUUGCUGUGACAGAGAUGCUAGCCGAGGUAGUCUUACAGGACAAAGUUCCUGGAGAGUGUGAAACUAAUCUAGAAGCCAAAAGCUGGGCCGUUCAUCUACGGAAAGAUGAGAAACAGUAUGUUUCUCAAACUUUUAGAGAAAGAAACUGUAAGAACUGCUUCUAUCCCAAACUGAAGGAGAAUGACACUGACUUGCCAGUAGAUGCUAUGGUUUCCACUGUUUUGUAUGAGUUUGUUGAGAAUCCCUUCCCGUGGCUUAUGGAUACAGCAGUUAGUGACACAAUAGUGACUGGAUUCAGAAUGACUGCAGCUAAACAAAAUGGUGACAUCGUAAGGAUCACACCAGAGGUCGCAGAAGUGAUGAUGGACAUAAAAAGCAAGGAUUCCACCACCUUUGGUCUAACGGUAGGGCCAGAUAAAAGACACCUUAAGACAACAGGUGGCUUUAAUUUUGAAGUGAAGGGAAUCUCCAAAGACAUAUUCAUCCAAAUUAUGAGUAACCUAGUGGUUACUUUCAAUGUAUCUCUCUACCUUGGGCUCAAUUUCAACCUUCCUCCCAUAAUUUCUUAUAUUGCUUACUUUGACAGACCUCCAGUGCUAAAAGGAAAGGGUUCUAAUAUUAGUGACUGUGCAAUUAAGGCUCCUUAUAUCCUUUGUCUUCCUCAGUCAUUGCUUCGGUCUCCAGUGGAAGACAGCACGGCAGACAAAUGGAACAUCUCAGUUGUCUUACAAUCCCAUCCUAUUGUGAGAGAGCGAACCACAAAGAUGGUUCGCAUCGCUGUUUUUACCACAGAGUGUCUCGACUUAGAGGGAGUUCAGAAUCAGUGGAAAGGUGGAACAUGCAGUCUUGGGUCUCAGACCAGCUGGUCCAAGAUACAUUGCACGUGCAAAUUAAAGGAGAGUGUCACAGGAACAACAGGCCCCAGGUCGACAGAGAACUCCAGAUCUGAUGUCAGAUUUAUAAUCGGCACAUUUCAGAUCUAUCCCAAUCCCUUGGAUAUAAACAAGGUUCUUUUAGCAGAAUUUGACACAAAUCCAGUUACAUUAUUGACAGUUUUUUUCAUUUUUGCAAUCUACAUCUUUCUAAUUAUCUGGGCCACGAUCAAAGAUAAAGUUGAUAUGAGAAGAAAAGACAAAAUCUUUGUUCUACCAGAUAAUGACCCUUUUCACAGAGUUUACUACCUGGUCACCGUAUAUACGGGAAGCCGCCUGGAAUCAGGAACCACAGCGGAUGUCUUUAUUGAGUUGAUAGGCCAAAAUGCUGUCAGUGAUGCACAUCGUUUAGAGCAUCCAACUUUUCCAACCCUCUUUCGUGCAGCUGUUGACACCUUUCUCUUAACCACCAAGAAAGAUUUAGGAGAUAUUAUUUCCCUUCAUGUCUGGCACAAUAAUGGUGGUUCUUCGCCUAACUGGUAUUUAAGCCGAGUUAAAGUACAAAAUGUAAAGACUAAAAAGUCCUGGCUGUUCUUAUGUAGAAGCUGGUUUGGUCUUGGUAAGGCAGAUUGCAAAAUAGAAAGGUCAUUUCUUGUUAGGAACCAAGACAUACCUUUAAAAAAAAUGGAUUACUUCUUGAUAAAACUUGCCAAAGACUUGGAAGACAGUCAUGUGUGGCUCUCAGUCUUUGCCAAGGUUGUCACUGGUCCUUUCAACAGAGUCCAGCGGAUAUCUUGUUGCUUGGCAAUAAUGCUCUCCAACCUAUUAUUUAACAUCAUGUUUUUUAGUGGUGAACAGGAAAAACAGGUUUUUUCAAUACAGCUACGUAUUAUGAAAUCCAUGUACAUUGGAUUUGUGAGUGCUUUGUUUUCUAUCCCUGUGCAUUUGACAAUCAUAAUUUUAUUUAGAUAUUCACAAGAAAAGCCUUUGAAACACCAGACAGACUGGUGUGAGAAAAGGAAAUGUUCUCUUUUUGUGUCUGAGAACUCUGAGAAAAAUGGCAAUUUAAACUGGAAUGCCCAGUGUCUGUCACUGCCAAACACCAAUUAUAGUAACAAUCACUCAGUGGAGAAGGUCACAGACAAUAAAACAAGAAGGAAACCGCAGUUUCCAUGGUGGUGCAGAUAUGUCUCUUGGACACUGGUCUUUCUAAUAUCUACAAUCGCAUCUUUUUUCAUUAUCUUAUAUGGUUUGACCUAUGGUUACACUACAUCAUUGGAAUGGUUUAUAGCAUCCAUGACAUCAUUUUUUGAGAGUGUGUUUUUGCUUCAGACUUUGAAGAUGGUUCUUUUCUCAGCUAUGAGUACUAUAGUUAUCAAAUACUGUAAACAUAUCCCCUGGAUAAGCUCAGAAGAGUAUGAGGAGAUGAAACUGGAGAAAACAACAGUAGAUGGUAAAGAUGCAAGAAAACUGCAUCAUGAACUCGUACAAAUUCGAGGAUCCCGGGAAUACCAGCCCCUAGAAGAGGAUGAAGUCAUCAUUAUGAGGAAGAGAACAAGGGCCCAACACCUAGCCUUCAUUUUUGUAAAGGAUAUUAUUGUUCACAUCGUCUUCUCAUCCUGUGUUUUAAGCAUUGCUUACUCAAUAGAUACCACCACUAGCUUCUAUUACAGUCAAGCCAUUUAUGAUAAAUUCUCUCUCAAUCUGUCCCAAAUAAAGAAGCUGGAGGACGUCUACACAUGGACGAGCAAUGUGUUUGUGCCACUGAUACAUAAUGAUUAUCAACCAACUUAUCUUUCAGAUACUUGGUCUAAAAUUCUUGGUUUGCCCAGAAUGAGGCAAAUAAGAGCCAUAACUACUGAAAAAUUGUGUUUCAGUUCAUACAGCUUUGUAAGUAGUUUUCUGAUUAAUAAAAGCCGUUGCCAUCAUAGCUAUGGAACUGUUCUGGAAGAUGAAGCUGAUUAUAUAGGAUCGUGGGCGAUCCCUGCCAAUAAAUCCUCUUUGAAACACUCCAGCAGUUUCCAAGGGUUUACAUAUGAGCCCGACAUUGAUCAGUGGGAGUAUAAGUCUUACGGUGUUUUAAACACAUAUGGACCUGGGGGAUACAGCUUUUAUUUUUUCCCUAGAGAACAGCGACCCAAUACAACAAUGAGGCUGAAUGAUCUUCAAAGAAACAAUUGGCUUGAUGAGAGGACCUGGGUGGUGAUUUUUGAGCUGACUGCUUUUAAUCCAGACAUAAAUCAAUACUGCAGCAUCACGGUCAUGUUUGAGACUUCUGAUAUAGGGGUUGUUAACACCAGCUUGUCAGUUCAUUCUUACAAACUGUCUCUUUUCCAUCUUCAAACCAAGUCCCAGAUAGCAGCGUAUGCCGUGAUGACAUACAUUCUGGUCUUUUAUCUUGCCGAUGAAUUUCAUAUGUUGCGCCAGGAAAGGAUAGGCUACCUAAAAACAGCAACUAACUUAAUCAACUUUGCAAUAAAGACCAUCUGUAUAUUUUUCAUAUUGUUAAUUGCACUCAAAUUCAAACUGGCUUUUACCUUACUGAAAUUUCAUCUGCUUAAUCCAGAAAAAUUUGUUCCUUUUCAUGUAGUGUCUCAAAUUGACCAACUCUAUAGGAUAGUUGCAGGAUUUUUUACUUUUCUUCUGGUUUUAAAGCCUUAUCGCUAUUUCAGAUUCAUGUAUAAUGUCCGCCUAGCAGAAAAAUCCAUGGCAGCUGCUUUCCCACAGUUUGUUUCCUUGAGUGUGCUAACUGGUCUGAUCCUUUUUGUACAUCUCUCAUUUGGAUACCUGUUAUUUGGUGAAUACGAAUGGAAUUACAACUCUAUGAUUUAUUCUGCCCAGACUGUUUUUUCAUAUUGUGUUCAUAUCGCAUCACUUGAGUUUCCGUCCAAUACAUGGUUGGGGAUCUUGUUCCGAGUUUCAUUUAUGUUUACAGUUAUCUGUGUUCUUAUCAACUUCUGGCGUGCUGUAAUUAUCUUUACCUACACAUCAAUGAAACAACCCACCUACGAACAGCAUUCUGAUGAAGCAGAAGCAGUAAACUUUGUAGUUCAUAAAAUCCAAAGUCUAUGGUUUUCCAUCACCCAUCAGACACCUUCCUCAAGUGACAGUGAACUUGUGGAUAGUAUAAUAUUUGGAAAACCUGUGAGAGGGAAGGGUCAGCAUCUAGGACUCAAGAGAAAACAAGUGGAAGGCAAGAAAACGGUUUAUCUUUCCAUUUAA
This is a messenger RNA of Eublepharis macularius, 7836 nucleotides long. RefSeq names its product polycystin family receptor for egg jelly-like. The record is from RefSeq and is a predicted model, not a curated record. Gene Ontology annotation, cellular component: membrane. The coding region runs from base 1 to 7836 and encodes 2611 amino acids. Gene Ontology annotation, biological process: detection of mechanical stimulus. NCBI's taxonomy places the organism in Eukaryota, Metazoa, Chordata, Lepidosauria, Squamata, Eublepharidae. The transcript has 3 exons. Gene Ontology annotation, molecular function: protein binding; calcium channel activity; calcium ion binding.